CCCCCCCCCCCACUUAUUGACGUCCAUGUCAGCGGAGCGUGUGUUGUUUAACCUAUUCUGAAUUUAUGGUUCGCAUCUAUUAAAGGAUAUACUAUUGACAUAACCCUACGUUCUAUUGUAUUCAAUCACUGAAUGGCGUGCAUACAAAACGUACUGUGAUGAAUAGACAUUUGUGGGAAAAAGGUAGAAGUCAAUUUCCGUGUGCCCAGUCGUAUAUGUAUAUGUUGUGUGAAACACGGAUAUCAUAAUAUACAGCAUCAUUCUCUGAUAGAAAGCGAUGUGAGCAGAGACAUAUAUUCGUUGACGAAGGAGUGAAAUCAUUUGUCCUAUUUACUUGACAAUGGAGUUGAAGCAACCUGCGGCAACAAACGUCAUGGACCAAAACCAAGAGCCCGAUAGUCGUAUCAUCAUGGCAUCAAAAGCGGGGAACGUCGAAGCGUUGCGACGCGCUUUGGGUGCGGAACCUGGAAAGGUUGACACACCUGAUAGCAACGGAAUGUCACCACUCUUCUUAGCUGUGAAGGAGGGUAGUCUACCAUGUGUGAAACUUCUCGUCUCGAAACAUGCUGACGUGAAUAUGAAGGCUAGGUCGCCACUAGUCGUAACGAGGGAGUUAGAUGAAUCGUGGGCUCUGGCAGACUAUGAGUGGUCUUUGUCGCCAUUUCUUCUCGCCUGUCGGCUCGGUCACCAGUCCAUAAUCGAGUUCCUAUUCUACAAUGGUGCAGACUUAUGUCAGACCAGUGUUGAAGACGACUUGAAUUGCUUGUCCUUAGCCAUCAUGUAUAGUCGAGAGGAGACUGCCAAGUUUAUUGUGACCCAUACGACUUACGAAACUCUCUUGUUCUUGAUGAAGACAGUGUCACGUGACCUGACUUUGGGACGUUAUUCUGAAAGGAUCUCGACGCCAAUGAGACAGUUAAUACAGUACAUGCCUGAUGUAGCAGGGAUUGUAAUGGACAGAUGCAUCACGCUGAAUGAAAAUGAUGAUGAAGUCACGUGUUAUCUUGAACUUCUAGACGACUUCUACUCCCCUUGGGCUCGGCAAAACAAAGAUCGCACCGAAGUCUUUGAUGGCGAUGGUAAUCUACUCGUGCACCUUGAACCCAGGCAUACUCAAAACAAGAAUAGUCAACAUCCAUUGGCACUUAUGCAAGAACAGGAGCGUCACGCCAAUCUCCUGACCCACCCUCUCUCCAUCAAACUCAUCGAACACAAAUGGCGCAUCCUGGGAUCGGCUUUAAACUUGGCCUCGCUCUUCGUCUAUCUAAUCUUUCUUGGUUUCCUCACCGGCUAUGUCUUGGUGAAUCCCCCUUCCUUCUACGUCAAGUUCUUCAACAAAACGAACAUCAUCUGGUAUUAUGAGCCGGAUAAGCUCCUGCCCGAUGAAACUUACUCUGAGGCUUCCAAGUACUUUUUCGGGGUUAACAGCACUGGAAUCUUGUUGACAUUGGUCAUUGUCAACAUUAUCAAAGAGAUAUUUCAGAUGUACAGCCAGGGUCGUAGCUACAUUAAUUACCAGAGCCUUUUGGAGUGGUUCAUCUACGUACUUACGUUUUUCCUGGUUAUUCCGGUCAGUGGAGUACAGUACGAGGAAUACACGCUAAGAGAGAAAUGGCAAUGGCAAUGUGGUGCACUGGCUAUUUUCCUGGCCUGGAUAAACCUUGCCCUCUACGUUCGGCAGACAUCGACCCUUGGCAUCUACGUCAUAAUGUUUGAAGACGUUCUUCGAAGCACAAUUCAAUUUCUGGCCGUCAUUUUGCUGUUCAUGAUUGCAUUUGCUCUGGCAUUCAACACGUUACUACUAAACCAGACGGAUUUUCACUCUUUUGGGGACUCCUUCCUUCGGACGUUUGUCAUGACGACAGGUGAACUGGAUUUUAGUCGGGUAUUUCAUUCUCAGAAUUACCUGGGUACGAAGAAUGCAAGUCCAGUGGAGGACUUCAUACUAACAGCUGUCUUCUCAGACGUCAUCACAAGUGUAACGUUGGUGGUCUUUGUCAUCACGAUGCCCAUCAUCGCAAUGAACCUUCUGGUUGGUGUGGCUGUUGAAGAUAUCCAUCGCAUACGACAGAAGGCAACAUUCUAUUAUAUGAAACUCAAGGUGGAUCGAGUCAUAUCAGCAGAGAAUAUGGCACUCGGUACGAUCCUAGGUAAAUACAUCAUUAGAUGGCUCCCCAUCACGGUUCAAUACCUGAAGAUACAACUGUCACGCAGGUCUAAAUUAACUCGGUUUCGAACGUGGUUUACUUCCGUCGUCGAUUUUGCAGAACUUCGAGAAGGCUUGAGGGCGGUCUGUAAGAGGAACCAAGAGAGGGAAGAACUUCGGGCCCAGAAGUCAUCGUGCAGUUAUAAAGACCAACCCGAUGGUGGGACAAACCAAACUCUACUGCAGAAACUGUGUCAAAUGCGAGACGAAAUAAACGGUUUGAUAAGUCAAGUCGAACACAGAACCGAUUGAAGGUGUUGAGAAUUCAGUUAGUGGAGAGUCGAAAUCCUGUAGGCCUUAGUCAAAUUUCUGUAGGCCUUAGUCAAAUUAAACAUUUUAUUAUCAUACGUGACUCUCAGUGAUGUUAUGUGUCACCUUUAAUAUUAAUAACUUUCUUCUCUUGUCUCCUUUUUUCCCCUUGAUUCUUUAUUCUUUCCUAAUCUUCUUCUUUCCUGUCCUAUUAUGUAGUAUUCUGUGAUUUGCGUGGUACAAAUGCAAUUUCUUCAAUUAGUCUCUUUGGUAUAUUUCCCGCCAUUUAUGUUUUCCAAAUUCUAUUUCACCAGGAAUGCUGUCUUUUUGUUUUUACAGCUGUACUCAAUUUAUUCAUGUCAUCAUUAAUUAGUAUAAAUAUGUAUUAUGUUUAUAUCAUUCAAAUGUAUUUUAAGUAUGAUUUUUGUUAUAAAUUUAUGUAUUUUUUACAAAUGUUUUAUUAAAAAUGGAAUCUUAAUAUAGUGAAUUGAAUUGAAUUUAAUCAAGUUUGACCAGAAAUGAUGGCAUAAACUGUGUACAUUAUGUUCACAAGUAAGAUGAUCAGCAUCAGCAGCAACAACAACAACACAACAAUAGCCUUUUGCAUGGAUAAAAAAAAUAUCAACGAGAAGAAAAAAAAAAAGCAAAAGCAAAAGCAAUUUUGAAAAAAUGACAUCAAUAUUUGUUAUAAAAAACACUGUUAAUGAUCGACGGAAGAAAGGACCCACCCUUACGUACAUCUGCAAUGUAUUGGAUGCUCAAAAAAUAUACGUAUAUAAAUAUAUACGUGUACGUGGAGAUAACAAGGGUCUAAUGCUUUGAGAAAAAAAUAUUUUAUCCAAACCUAGACGUAAUGAUUUUACAAAAUUUAGACAGAUUUUUAAACUAUUUAACAUAAUUUAUAUUGAACAACUGAUAUCAUUUGUUAAUAUGUUAGGUCUACUGUAAUAAUAAUAAUAAUUCUGAACAUACCGCUUACGAAUGUUAUCAAAGGCUGUACAUACGAGAACACAAUAAACUGCAUCACCUUGUACUUUGAGAUCACAUAAGGAACACAUUUCUAGAGGCUGACUAUAAGGCAAAAACGACAUUUAGUGAUGGGGAGCUUACUAUUACCACAUCGAUAUUUACAAAGAGAUGUAUUAUCACUAUAAUCCAACUUUAACAGAUAUUUUCCGUACCAAAUUCCUGUUUUAAAAUCCUGUAAUUGAAAAAUAAACGAUUUCGAUUAACUUCUUCAUUCCAGUUUUACAAAUCAAAGUCAAUUAGUCUACGAUCCAUAGAAGAUUUUACCCACUCUAUGUUUAAAGGGAUGUUUGUUACCCAUAAAUUUGACAUUUGGCUCAUGUUUAAGAUAAUUUUAGUUUUCUAAAUCCAUCUCGAUUCAAAGUCACAAUUAUCGUACAGUUUGCGUUCCAAAUUGUAAAUAGUACACGAGAGUUUAGAUUUCUUUCCAUGAGUAACUCUUGCCAAAAAAGUUACCAUACGCCUCUCCACUUUUACUAGUUAAAGCAAAUCUACGAACUUCACCAUACACCAUAAAACUUGCAGUACCACGAUUCAAUUGAAGAAAUUUGAGAAAUUUCCUAUAAAACACUUUAAUAUAGUCUAGUUUCUGCAACCACCACACUUCACACCCAAACGAUAAAUCGGAACAUUUAAUUGAUCGAAUAGCUCAUAUUAAAUAUCAAUUGGUAAGCACAAUUUUCAGCCUAACAAGUGAGAUGAAACAUGGCUCUCCUGGCUUGAGUAACCUGCUUAUGUAUUACUUGUCAUUGUCAUAUUUUCAGUGUUUGUUUUGGGUGAAAAUUACUACCAUCUGUAUUUCUGUCUAAAUAUUAUUUUGCACUUGAAAUAAUGUUGUCAUACUUUCGUAUUGUUGUAUCAAGAAAAGACGCUGUAAAAAUAAUUGAUGUAUAAUCAGAUACAAAUACGGAUACUAUUAACAAACAAAUUGUCAUCAGAUAGCGCUAUAAGGUGAUAACAAUAUGUAAACAAGCUGCAACAUACAGUUAAUAAUAUGAAAUAGUUAAAUAUCUGACUUUUUUCAAUAGAAUAAUAGAAUAUAUAAAUAUACUGCAGUAGCAUAAAUAUUUAACUCCAGAAGCAGACCUAUACUCAUUACAGUGUUAUUUCAAAAGUAGAUGAAAUCCUAAUAAGUUUCUUUAACGUUAUAAACCUCAAAUUGUGCCAACUGAAAAGCUAUUAUGCUUACAAAUUUAAGAAGAAGCUCUAUUUAAAAGUGGUAAAUUUUCUAUGAUUGUCGCCUUUAAGAAAAAUAGGAUUUUAAGAAUAAGUAGCUUGAGAAUAACUUUCAAAUAGAGAAGUUAUGUCCCUUUUCCAACGGUGCAUUUAAAAGUACUAUUAAUGAUUUGGUAAUUGAAGAAUUACAACGUAAUAAAGUAAAUUGAAUAAUAUCUUGUCAGAACAA
Messenger RNA from Strongylocentrotus purpuratus (purple sea urchin), 4886 nucleotides. RefSeq names its product transient receptor potential cation channel subfamily A member 1 homolog. The transcript is spliced from 16 exons. The record is from RefSeq and is a predicted model, not a curated record. Bases 341 to 2458 code for a protein of 705 amino acids. Gene Ontology annotation, biological process: transmembrane transport; monoatomic ion transport. Gene Ontology annotation, cellular component: membrane. Gene Ontology annotation, molecular function: protein binding; monoatomic ion channel activity. Lineage: Eukaryota; Metazoa; Echinodermata; Echinoidea; Camarodonta; Strongylocentrotidae.